Molecule: messenger RNA, 2474 nt
Organism: Silurus meridionalis
Lineage: Eukaryota; Metazoa; Chordata; Actinopteri; Siluriformes; Siluridae
Gene: nr1d2a
Product: nuclear receptor subfamily 1, group D, member 2a
Exons: 9
Coding region: 356-1903 (515 amino acids)
Biological process (GO): hormone-mediated signaling pathway; positive regulation of transcription by RNA polymerase II; cell differentiation
Molecular function (GO): nuclear receptor activity; RNA polymerase II cis-regulatory region sequence-specific DNA binding; zinc ion binding
Source: RefSeq, a predicted model, not a curated record
AGCAACAAACCUCAGAACAUUCAGUUCUCCUGAGCAGCAGCAGCAGCAGCAGAGGCACAUCCAGACCUUGCAGGACUACAGCUUCUCCACAAGAACAGCAACAGCGCUCCUCACACGAGCGGCUGGACUGUGUGUUUUUUAUUGUUAUUAUUAGUAUACAUAUAUAUUUAUUUAUUUCGCUAGUCAGGAGCUUCCUGAGGAGAUUCCCCGGAUAUCUCUGGCGUGACAUGACCUGUCUCAGUCCAAUCUUGCGAUUCUGAGGACUUUCUUCUUCUUCUUCUUCUCCUUCGGAUUCGAGGUUAGGUGCCAAAACCAUUCAUUCAAGAAACGCGUUAUCAAAACGGAGAAGAGGAAAAUGGGAUCAAGAAAACCAGCGGGUGUGAUAGCGUACAUCUGCUCUUCCGGCUCAGCCCUCAGCCCCAAAUCCUGCUUGAGUGACAGCUCCAGUGUCCACUCACAGCCCUCAACCCUGCCUCCUUCAACAACUCAGAACCUAAAGAUGGAAAUGCCCAGCGCCAGGCCUCUCGGGGUCCCCAAACCCGCCAGCUCUCGCAUGCCUGCAUCGGAGAAGAACUCAACCAAGAGCAGCAUAACGAAGCUGAAUGGAAUGGUGCUGCUGUGUAAAGUAUGCGGCGACGUGGCUUCGGGAUUCCAUUACGGCGUUCACGCCUGCGAAGGCUGCAAGGGUUUUUUUCGGAGGAGCAUUCAGCAGAAUAUCCAGUACAAGAAGUGCAUGAAGUCCGAAAACUGCACCAUCAUGCGCAUCAACCGAAACCGCUGCCAGCAGUGCCGAUUCAAGAAGUGCCUAGCAGUCGGGAUGUCACGGGACGCCGUGCGAUUCGGACGCAUCCCGAAGCGCGAGAAGCAGCGCAUGCUCCUGGAAAUGCAGAACGCCAUGAACAGCGUGAUGAGCGGCGCGCAGCUGCACCAGGUGCUCCGGGACUCAAGCUCCUGCUCUCCGUCGUCUUCUUCGUCCUCUCCUUCGCCGCCGUCCUCGCCGCAGUGCUCUCAGGACUCCGAGUCAGUAGUGCCCAUGGACACUAUGAGCUUGGGGUCUUCGGACAGCGGCGAGGAGGAUUCAGCGCCUCAGCCGGACGGAUUUCAUCUAACGCAAUCAGGGGGCACUCUUUCACUGGGCCUCUCAGAACGACUGAGCAACGGCAACGUGACGAGCUCGCCUUGUGAAAGUCGGCAGCAAAUCACUAUCAGGUACCACAGCAGCGCUCAGCCCGACAACGCCUCCUACUGCCACUACAGCAGACCCAAUCUGAACGAGCUCACGGGAACAUCAGCUAACCGAAGGCACCUGGUAUGCCCCAUGUACACUUCCCCCAUAGUGGACCCAUCCAAGUCGAGCCACGAGAUAUGGGAGGAGUUCUCCAUGAGCUUCACGCCUGCCGUGCGAGAGGUGGUGGAGUUCGCCCGACAGAUCCCCGGCUUUCGCGAGCUCUCGCAGCACGACCAGGUCAGCCUGCUGAAGGCGGGAACGUUCGAGGUGCUGAUGGUGCGCUUCUCCUCACUGUUCGACGUCAAGCAGCGCACGGUGAGCUUUCUGAGCGGGCGGAGCUACAGCGUGGAGGCUCUGCGGUCCAUGGGUGCCGGAGAACUGCUCUCUUCCAUGUUCGACUUCAGCGAGAAGCUCAUGGCGCUGCAGCUCAGCCCCGAGGAGAUCAGCCUCUUCACUGCGCUCGUUCUCGUCUCUGCUGAUCGCACCGGGAUCGAAGACGUGAGCUCAGUAGAAGCUCUGCAGGAGAACCUGAUCAGAGCUUUGAGGAACCUGAUCAUGAGAAACCACUCAAACGAGGCUGCCAUCUUCACCAAGCUGCUCCUGAAGCUCCCGGAGCUUCGUUCCCUCAACAACAUGCACUCGGAGGAGCUUCUCUCCUUCAAGGUCCACCCUUAAAAGGAACCUGCUCUGCUCUCUCGGACCAGAACGGGCCGUGUGACCGGGCUGUACAUUUCCUUCCUGAAUGUAUUUAACACAAAAGAUUUAUUAUUACUAUUAUUAUUAUUACUAUUACUAUUACUGCUAUGUCAAAAAAAAGAUCUAGGAACUAUGGAAGUCCAGAGAAGUGAUGUAUUCUUUUUUUUCUUCUGUCCCAUUAUGUACUGAUCUACCACAAGUAUAAUAAGAUAAACGGGUUGCCAGAUUGGGGUGAUUUCAGUUUAAACCCUUUAAGACCCUGAAGAACAUUAAGGUUACAUCUGCAUGCUAUUAGAAGAUGAUGUUUCAAAGAAAUCGACUCAAAGAAAACAGUCAACAUUCGGGUGGGAUCAUUUAUACAUUGUUAUUAGAUUGUGAUUAUUUUCCUAUUAAAUCUGUCUUUAAGUGUUUUAUUCUUUACAACAAGGACAGAAAAAAAAACAAUCAGCAUCUCAGCUCUGGACUUCUGUAAGAAAAUGAAUGCUGUAUUUUUUUUUUUGUGUACGUAUAUAAUAUAUACAGUAUAUAAAACCGUCUAAAGUGAAUUGCA